CAAGGUUAUCACUGGUUCCCUCGAAACAUUCAAAUAGACCGCUCUUAUUGACGACAACGGGUGACGGUGACGACCAAGCUCAUUAACAAACAUUCUUUGACCCGAACUCCCGCACUACCGUCUCCACAUCACACAACUGCGCUACGCGCUACAGCACACACACACACACACACACGAUGCCAAACCCAUCAACGUCCUCUGCCCACUCCAUUCUCUCACGUCGCAUCAACAAUGUUACAGGUCCACUCAUAACGGACGGACCGGUGCCUCCACGUCUGCGCAACUCUCCUUUCCUCUUUCAAAUGACGACUUCCACUUCUACCGCUUCUAUACCUUCAUCCUAUCAUUCAACGUCCCCUCACUCGAGCUUACCCCCACCUAUACCGAUACUGGCAGCAGACGGAAGUACCCAUCCAACAUCAGCCUGGCUUGAUCAUGCCGAGUACAGCGCUCCUCCUUCCUCUACUUCCUCUACUUCUUCCACUUCACCUCCAUCACCUCAAUCACUCUCAUUCUCCGUUCCUGGAACACUUCUCCCACCUAGAACGAAGACCACAUCAGUGAGAGCAAAACUUCGUUCCCUCUCAUCAUCUUCCUCUCAACCCCAACCCCACCACCACCAUUCAAGUGCGAGUCAAAGUGCAAAUGCCAAUAGUCACCUCUACUAUUCUUCGAGUCCUUGCGAACGAGCAGCCCUUGCGGGAUCAGGACGUAUCAUUCCUUCUAUCCAAGUCUCAUUGGGUGGUCAACCUUCUUAUGCUACUACUACGUUUGGUGAAUCUGAAGAUGAGGAGGAGGAUGGGGAGAAACGAGUCGGAAUGGGUGAGGUUCUGUCGAUGACAAGGAGAUAAGUGAGAACUCUUGUCGGAGCUAGUCGUAUUCGCAAAGCUCGACUAGCAGCAUCUCGUCCCCCAUUCGCACCGAUCGUCCACGCACUCGUUCUCUUACCCAGCUCAAUCUCCAAUCUCCCUAAUUCCGAACAA
Cantharellus anzutake is the source of this 983-nucleotide messenger RNA. RefSeq lists its product as uncharacterized. NCBI's taxonomy places the organism in Eukaryota, Fungi, Basidiomycota, Agaricomycetes, Cantharellales, Hydnaceae. Bases 177 to 851 code for a protein of 224 amino acids. The transcript is spliced from 3 exons. The record is from RefSeq and is a predicted model, not a curated record.